GGAAGGCCAGCCAGUCAAGGUCCAGCCCCUAGAAGAGAGAAGAGCUCCAGAUUCCCCAUCCUCAGCCUUUGCAAGGGGACGGCUGUGCCAGCCGGCGGGCAGGCUCCUGGCAGCAUGGCCCUGAAGCUCGGAGCCCUCCUGCUGGUCCUUGCACUCAGCCUGGCGCAGCCAGCCACGGGGGGCCGGAAGCUCCUGGUGUUUCUGCUGGAUGGUUUUCGCUCGGACUACAUCAGUGAUGAGGCCCUGGAGUCCUUGCCUGGUUUCAAAGAGAUCGUGAGCAGGGGAGUGAAAGUGGAUUACUUGACACCUGACUUUCCCAGUCUCUCUUACCCCAAUUACUACACCCUAAUGACUGGCCGCCAUUGUGAGGUCCAUCAGAUGAUUGGGAACUACAUGUGGGACCCUAACACCAACAAGUCAUUUGACAUUGGUGUCAACAGAGACAGCCUGAUGCCUCUCUGGUGGAAUGGAUCAGAACCUCUGUGGGUCACUCUGACCAAGGCCAAAAGGAAAGUCUACAUGUAUUACUGGCCAGGCUGUGAGGUUGAGAUUCUUGGUGUCAGACCUACUUACUGCCUAGAAUAUAAAAACGUCCCAACGGAUAUCAAUUUUGCCAAUGCAGUCAGCGAUGCUCUUGACUCCCUCAAGAGCGGCCGGGCCGACCUGGCGGCCGUAUACCACGAGCGCAUCGAUGUGGAAGGCCACCACUACGGCCCCUCCUCGCCUCAGAGGAAGGACGCCCUGAGGGCCGUGGACACCGUCCUGAAGUACAUGACCAAGUGGAUCCAGGAGCGGGAGCUGCAGGACCACCUCAAUGUCAUCAUCUUCUCAGAUCACGGAAUGACUGACAUUUUCUGGAUGGACAAAGUGAUCGAGCUGACCCAGUACAUCAGCCUGAGUGACCUGCAGCAAGUGAAGGACCGAGGACCUGUUGUGAGCCUCUGGCCAGCCCCUGGGAAACACUCUGAGGUGUACAACAAAUUGAGAACAGUGGAACACAUGACUGUCUACGAGAAAGAAGCCAUACCAAGCAGGUUCUAUUACAAGAAAGGGAAAUUUGUCUCUCCUUUGACUUUAGUGGCUGAUGAAGGAUGGUUCAUAACUGAGAAUCGAGAGACACUUCCUUUUUGGAUGAACAGCACUGGCAGGAGGGAAGGCUGGCAGCACGGGUGGCACGGCUAUGACAACGAGCUCAUGGACAUGCGUGGCAUCUUCCUGGCCUUUGGACCCGAUUUUAAAUCCAACUUCAGAGCUGCUCCAAUCAAAUCCGUGGAUGUCUACAACGUCAUGUGCAACGUGGCAGGCAUCACUCCCCUGCCCAACAAUGGGUCCUGGUCUAGGGUGAUGUGCAUGCUGAAAGACCAGGCCAGCUCGGCUCUGUCUGUCCAACCGAGCAGCUGUGUUCUGGUCUUGAUUCUCCUCCUACUAUUUGCAUAGAUGCUGCUAUUGUCGUUUCCAAACACUCAGCCAAGUGUGCCUCCACGGUGGGGCAGUUUUCAUUUUCUAUUUGAAUAAUAGCUUCAUUAACACAAUCAAGGCCACAAAAAUUGUAAAUAUACUGUUCUUGGAUGAUUCCAUACAUAAAAGUCCUUACUUCUUAAAAAAAGGAAAAAAAGAAAAGAAAAGAACGAAAAGAAAGCACCAAAAACCCCAAGCUUUAUUUUUUCUGGAAGUAAGGAAAACUCUAGCUUUUCAUUGGUUUAACUAUAUGUCAUUUCUGCAUCCUUUUCCUGCAGUUACUCAGAUGAACUGUCUGAGUAGGAGCCUAUCCCUGGGGCAAAAAGACUGUAAGUGGAUAUUGCAUGGAGUCUUGGGCUCCUCUCUGUCCUGCCUUGCACAAAGCAGGCCCUCGUCUGUGUACGGUCCACACCCAGAAGCCAUCCUUGGGGUCUAUGGCCACAAUCCUGUACUUUUUCCAUCCCAGAAAAAGGAAGUCCAUAUAAAAACAAUAGCUGUUUUUAUGGUCCAGCUCAUGGUCCAGCUCAUGGAGUUUUUUCAUUUUAUACCAAGUCCCAGAAAAGGCAUAUUUUAGCUUGGACCACCAAUCAAAAGCACUAAGGAUUGAAGAACUCAUAGAACAAGGGGAAAAAUGUGGGUGCCCUGCCAGUCUUGAGUGCAGAAAAAUUUCUCCCUUGCCUUGAGGGGCAGAAAAGUUUGCAGUGGACCCAGGCUUCUGUGAGGCUUAUCACAAGUCUGUCACAACAUGGCAGGCCCUGCAUGUGUGGGUGGACUAAUGAUCCCCAGACAGACAGCCUAUAGCAAAACCUGGCCUAUCAUUACAGUCGGAUACAGUCAUUACACAUCUUGCUGAUGACUUGUGGACAUGUUUUGCAGAAGUCUCCGUUCUCUGCUUGGAAUGGUGGAGCAUUAAACAUAAGUUCUAUGCACCAGGAGUCUGGAGCAAGGCCUGUUGAAUAAUCCCAGCAAAGCGUACCCUGCGGGACCCAGAAUCCCAAGGAAAAUAGUGGGAGUGGGGGUGGGGUGGGGAGGGGGGGGGACAUGAUGGAACCCUUGGUCACUAACCAAUUAGCCAUUUGAUUAGGAAACAGUUUGGUCGAAGUGCCACCUCAGGGGCCUACAUUUUUUGGAAACCCCUAAGAGCCACUGAGCCGGAGUUUGAAUGUUUUCAGUUUAGUCAUCCAGAUUUGCUGUAGGAAAUCUUGCGGUGAAACAAAGAAUAACUGCAUGUUUAAGUGAUCAGAGUCACAUACACAUAUCGUUGCAUUAACAGUGAGUUUGCACUAAAUGGGGCACAGCUGCAAAAGAGACUGUCAGGAAGACACAGCACAUCAGGUCCCCACAGGAUAAUGAAGCCCUUUUAUAGUGUUUGCCUUGAGAAAUGAACGUCACUCACCCUGAUCCGAGAAGGCUGGGAGCAUCUCAGCACCUUAAAUCAUGAGAGCAAAAAAUCACUACUUAAAAAAAAAAAAAUAUAUAUAUAUAUGUAUAUAUAUAUAUACAUAUAUAUAUAUAUAUGCCAAAUUUGUCAUCACAAAAGAUUUCUACGGAUUUAUGUAAUAUGUUUUAUAAGUGCCAACAAACCAUCGAAUCAAUUAGAAAGAAGGCAAAUCAGCCUUUGUUAUUUGGCUGAAAGCAAACUGGUGCUCUCAGAACAUUGGGCGGUGGCUGUUGAAAGGCAUCCAUUGUUCAAAGUGUCCUUUCUCCCGAAAGGACGGUGUCCUGAUGAAUUCAGUGGAGCCCACCUUCCUGCCUUAUGAAGGAAGGAUCGCUAGAGAAGAUAUCCAAGUGAUUCAGUUCAAAGUGGAUCAUCAAAAUCAAAAGAGUACAAACACGCACAUGCUCUUACAUUUGCCUUUCUUGCUCUGUUCUACCCUUUCCCCCUCACUCAUCUUUAAAAACUUCAAGUUACACACCAAAAUCUCAGAUAUUUGUCUGACAAAGUGUAGCUAAUAAAUAAUCUUAAAUAGAUGAAUAAGAGUAAGAUACAUUUGGAAUCAUGAAUAUUGGUAAAGAAUAAAGAAAAUUCAGACACUAAGCGGAGAAAAAAACUUUUUUCUAAAGUAAUGCAUACAUUUUAGCAGCCUAAUUAUUUGGCUAGAAUGUUUUCCCUUUGAUUUUUAUUUUAAAACUUUAUUUUAAAGUUACAUUUUUUCCCCAGGAAAAUUCUUUCUCUAAACGUGUUCUGUUCCUUUGGAGUAAAAUCUCGUACAUGUAGACGCCUUUUCUCCUGGAUUAUUUUGCGACUUCACUGCUAAUUCUGGGGGGAGGAUAAUUGGGUUGACCUGAAAAUACUGAAGAUAAACCAAAGGAAUGAUCCUUACCUUAAAGAUGAGAUGAAUGGCUACUUUUCCCUGCCCAGUGUCUAAUUUCCAAAACCCAAUUCAAUUAGUUCUGAAGACCUAAGCAUAAAUUUGCACAGGCCCAGGGAAUUGCUUCUCGUCUCAAAGAGCUCUGAUUAGAGAGUCCCAACUCUUUCUACUUUUAAAGAGAACUUGGAAAUGCACAUUGAUCUGAGUUCAGUCACUGACGGCCGUUUUGGAAACUUCUGGGAUUAUAGGUAUCAUCUGACCUGCUGCCAGAGAUGUAGAUUCAGGGGAUCUGGGUGGGACCUCGGGCAACACUUAUAGGUUUGGGUUUGCUUGAAGGUGAAAAGGGUUCUGGUUUGACCUUGGUAGACUUGAGCAGUUUCAUAAUCCACCAGUUUCUCCAGAGGCCAUUGGACUGGCAUCGGCUACUGGUCCCAGCCGGGUCAAGCUUCAGCUCUCUCUAAACCAAAGCAGAUCUGCAAGCCCCAGGGAUGGAGAGAAGCACCCAAAGGGGCAAACUUGGCUUCUCUCCAUCCCAUUCCUAUGAGUCUAAGAUUUCCAAGAGUGUUAUCAAACAAACUCAUAGACAUAUUUUAUGAAUUUUCUAAAAAAGUGUUUUUGCAUUUCUGUAAAUAUCAAGAGAUUUCCUAAUGUGGUUGUGUGUUUAAUCUUUUUAAACAAUUUGUGAUAGACCAAAGUCAGCUCUUGUAAACUAUUUGCUAGAAGGAAGGGAGGUGGUAGCCUUGACAGACUGGUUAAAAAACAUGUGAAACUCGGUCUCAGGUGUAUGCUGUGAAAAAUGUACUUGUGUGUGUGUUGCUUUGAAAUCAUAAAAUAGCACCUAGUGCAGUGCUUCAAAUGUUUAAUAAAUGUUCCAUAAAUAUGUGUUGAAUGAAAAAAAGAAUAAAUCUCAUUAAGGAGACCUGCUUACACCUCAGAUAUUCUCUUUGCCUAUAGUUCCACAAAUUAAAAGAAUGAUUCAUUUUUGG
Messenger RNA from Canis lupus familiaris (dog), 4756 nucleotides. It is a transcript of the gene ENPP6, whose product is annotated as ectonucleotide pyrophosphatase/phosphodiesterase 6. Lineage: Eukaryota; Metazoa; Chordata; Mammalia; Carnivora; Canidae. The record is from RefSeq and is a predicted model, not a curated record. The transcript has 8 exons. Bases 115 to 1437 code for a protein of 440 amino acids.